Sesamum indicum (sesame) is the source of this 1077-nucleotide messenger RNA. Its product is annotated as CASP-like protein 5B3. Gene Ontology annotation, cellular component: plasma membrane. Lineage: Eukaryota; Viridiplantae; Streptophyta; Magnoliopsida; Lamiales; Pedaliaceae. The record is from RefSeq and is a predicted model, not a curated record.
CCAAACAAAAAAAAAGAGUUCCACUGAGAGAAAUUUCUUCACAAAAAGUGGCGGACAGCGCCACGGCGAUCCCGGCAAUGCUUGUAUACUAAAUUCUUGACGUUUCAGCUUCUGCGAUUCUGCUGAGGCUGUUUGUUUGACAAUUAAUGUUAGGUUGAAGGAAGUAAUAAUUGUAAAAUCAGGUUGCUGGGCUGGUGUCAUCUUCAACAACAAUAAACAAUAAAAAUCAAGAAUUAUGUACCAGUUAAUUGUUUAGACAUUCUUAAUCUUCUACACGUGUCCUUCGCUGCCCUACCCUUCAUCAUUUUCUUGCAACUUGGAAGCAAUCUUUCAUCAAUGCUUCGGCUUUCAACUUCUGGGCUUUUCUCUUCUUCAGAAAAAUGGCUUCUACUAUGUAAGGAAAAGACAGAUGGAUGAUUCUGAAUUUUUCCAGUUUUAAAGAGAUAUAAUGAAGAAUUUUGCUGGGGCUCCUGGUACUUGGACUGGACUGGUUCUAAGGAUGGCUCAGUGCUUGUUUGCAGCUGGUUCAAUUGCUUCAAUGGCCACUACCAAAACCUUCUUCAGUUAUACAGCUUUCUGCUUCUUGAUUGCUUCAAUGGGUUUGCAAGUCAUCUGGAGUUUCGGGCUGGCUUUCAUGGAUGCCUACGCAUUAUUGACAAAGAAGGUUUUGCACAAUCCUGUGCUAGUCAGCCUCUUUGUGGUAGGAGAUUGGGUCACAGCAACAUUAUCCCUUGCAGCGGCUGCUUCUUCAGCUGGCAUAACGGUGCUCUACUUUGGAGACUUGGGAGGCUGCAGUCUGGGAGAAGAAUGCAUAAAAUACGAGAUGGCCAUUGCACUGGCUUUCUUAAGUUGGAUAACUAUAGCUAUUUCGUCCCUGAUCAUGUUUUGGCUUCUUGCAGCAGGUUAGAUUUUUCAAUGAUUGCUCGAUUAUGUAUACCAAAGUUGUAUUUUCUUACAAUGUUUGUAACUUCUAAAAUACUGAAUCGAAAAUUGUAUAGAAAGAAGAGAUAAGGAAACAAAAGACACCAACAGUUGAAUCACCAGAAAUCUUGUUUUUGCACUAACGCGUAGUAACAA